UGCCCCCGCUGAAGACGACUGUCCCUCUGAACCGCAAGGGGCCAUGGCCCAAGACCAUACAGCUGCAUGGAAGCGUUGAGCACAUGAACUGCUCAAAAUGCGGACAGAUCACCCCGCUGAACACAGAGCUUUUCGUUGGGCACGAGGCUCCACUUUGCGCAGAGUGUACCGAGAUGGAUGCCGUCAGAACCAUUCACGGCGGAAAGCGAAGCCAUGGAAUCGGUCGCCUCCGCCCCAGAAUGGUGCUCUACAACGAAUACAACCCGGAUGAGGAGGCAAUCGGCAACGUUUCGAGUUCUGAUUUUGAAGAGCCGACCAGAUGCCGUCAUUGUCGUCGGCACCAGCCUGAAAAUCCCCGGUGUAAGACGCCUUGUCAAGGAGCUUUGUCAGGCUACUCGGAACAAGCGCGGCGGCUUUACUGCCUGGAUCAAUCUUGACUCGGAGCCCCAACACAACGAUUUCAAGGACUGCUGGGACCUUGUUGUGCGCGGAAAAUCUGAUGACGUCGCCCACUUUGCCCAACUACCACCCUACGAUGUGCCCAGCGCGGAGCCAAGCGAUAUUCUCAACGAAGAAGACAACAAGAUACGCGAGCAGUGGCUGCAGCGGGACAAGGUUGAAGUCCAGCUUUCGCAGUCAUCUUACAACACAUCUCUGCCCAAGCCGGAGUUUUGA
Messenger RNA from Verticillium alfalfae VaMs.102, 675 nucleotides. RefSeq lists its product as hypothetical. The coding region runs from base 178 to 675 and encodes 165 amino acids. Lineage: Eukaryota; Fungi; Ascomycota; Sordariomycetes; Glomerellales; Plectosphaerellaceae. The record is from RefSeq and is a predicted model, not a curated record. The transcript has a single exon.